GCGGGAUGGAGCCGGCGGAACUCGAGGCCACGCUGCGGCUGCUGGCCGGGCUGCUGGUGCCGUGCGUGGCGCUGCUCGGCCUCCUCGCCGGCCUGCUCUUGCUGCGCCCGCCCCCCAGGCCCCCCAGCACCGUGCCCGCCUGGGGCCCCCCCGCCCUGCGGCGGCCCUGCGCGGCUCCCGACCCUCCCUCCGCCGCCGCCGCCUCCUCCACCUGCCCCUGGGAAGAGCGGCCCCCGCGGGCGCCGCCCAACUCGCCCGCCGGCUCCUGGGCGAGUGCGGGCAGCCCGGAGGGCGCGUUGUGCUGGCAGCACUCUGGGGCGCAGAGGCAGCUUCCGAGCCGCAGGCCCGCGUUCUCCCCUUGCUCGCACCCAGCGCCUUUCGAGUGUGGCAGCAGCGUCCGGCGUGGGGGCCAGAAGCGGAGCCUGCUCAGCUCAGCCAACUUCACGGCCUCGCAGGGGCCUGGCUUGGACUCGGACUUCGGGGCCAGUGCUGGCAUCUCCCUGCGGAUCCUGUCCUCUGACAGUGAAGAGAGCCCCCCCGCCCCCCCGCCGCAUCCCCAGCAGUCGGGGCGCUUUGAGUGGGACUACUACGACCCCAGCUACAAGCAGAGCAGGCAGCUCCAGCGCCACCUGCCGUGCGCCUGCAGCAAGCAGUACUGGCUCUAGCCCGGCAUCUCUGACCAGCCUCUCCGUUGGGGAUUUCUGACCUGUCUGGCUGCUGCAAGCAGGUCCCUGGAACUGCUGGGUGUCUGCACUUUGGACUGAGGCUGCACACUCCGCCCAGCGCACUGGAUCCAUGCACAAGACUCAGGUUGAAUUCACAAGGACGGCUGCGCACGCACCCUCACGCACCAGCAAGCCAACACGGAGGUGAACUGGCAGGGGAAGUUGGUCCUGCAGUUACUCAAAGAGCUGCUUGACUAGGAAAUGCCUCCCUGAAGGAAGAGAAGGGGACGCUCCCACAGCCCCACGUGGGCACCGCACACAGCUUCGCACACAACAACCCCCCUUUCCUGCACAACUAUGGUGGAGGGAAAAGAAUUGCGGCAGCAAGAAUUGCCCCAGUGAAUGCUGCUCCUCUUCAUCUCCAUUAAAGAUUGUGGUAUUUUUA
This is a messenger RNA of Sphaerodactylus townsendi, 1110 nucleotides long. RefSeq names its product protein huluwa-like. Lineage: Eukaryota; Metazoa; Chordata; Lepidosauria; Squamata; Sphaerodactylidae. Bases 6 to 665 code for a protein of 219 amino acids. The transcript is spliced from 3 exons. The record is from RefSeq and is a predicted model, not a curated record.